AUUUCCAAACCCACCCCAUAAGACUUUAAAACUGGGACAAAGCAGCGUCAGGCCCCAGCGGCUUCAAUUGCACAACCUCAGCGCAGCCUCGGGAGCGGCCCGGCGGCCCACCCGGAGCAGCCCCUUUAAAACGACGGAGUACAAGUAUUGGGAUUCUUGAAACCUGAAACCCAGAAGGCGAAUCGAGGCGGAAACCAGAGGGAAAACCUUGAACUCCUCCAGACAAUUGCUUCCGGGGAGUUCCGAGAGAGCAAGCGGGGAAUCCAGGGCCCGACUGGAGGGGCCCUCGGAUGGCGCAUCCCUGAGGGCCGGGAGAGCUCGUGCAGCGCGGGAAGGCGACGGCCCCGCUGUGUCCCCUCAGGCUGCAGGUCAUGGCCCCCGUGGAGCAGAAAGCCCUGGGCGCCGGCUUGCAGUGGCUCUCGCUGGCCACCCUGGUGCUGCUCUGUGCCGGGCAAGGGGGGCGCAGGGAAGAUGGGGGUCCAGCGUGCUACGGGGGAUUCGACCUGUACUUCAUUCUGGACAAGUCAGGAAGUGUGCUGCACCACUGGAAUGAAAUCUAUUACUUUGUGGAACAGCUGGCUCAUAAAUUCAUCAGCCCACAGCUAAGAAUGUCCUUUAUUGUCUUCUCUACUCGAGGAACAACCUUAAUGAAACUAACAGAAGACAGGGAGCAGAUCCGUCAAGGCCUAGAAGAACUCCAGAAAGUUCUGCCAGGAGGAGACACUUACAUGCAUGAAGGAUUUGAAAGGGCCAGUGAGCAGAUUUAUUAUGAAAACAGUCAAGGGUACAGAACAGCCAGCGUCAUCAUCGCUUUGACUGAUGGAGAACUCCAUGAAGAUCUCUUUUUCUAUUCAGAGAGGGAGGCUAACAGAUCCCGAGAUCUUGGUGCAAUCGUUUACUGUGUUGGUGUAAAAGAUUUCAAUGAAACACAGCUGGCUCGCAUCGCAGACAGCAAGGAUCACGUGUUUCCUGUGAAUGAUGGUUUCCAGGCUCUGCAAGGCAUCAUCCAUUCGAUUUUGAAGAAGUCCUGCAUUGAAAUUCUUGCAGCAGAGCCAUCAACCAUAUGUGCAGGAGAGUCUUUUCAAGUUGUCGUGAGAGGAAACGGCUUCCGACAUGCCCGCAACGUGGACAGGGUCCUGUGCAGCUUCAAAAUCAAUGACUCAGUCACCCUCAAUGAGAAGCCUUUUGUUGUGGAAGAUACUUACUUACUGUGCCCAGCUCCUGUCUUAAAAGAAGUUGGCAUGAAAGCUGCUCUCCAGGUCAGCAUGAAUGAUGGCCUCUCUUUUAUCUCCAGCUCUGUCAUCAUCACCACCACACACUGCUCUGAUGGCUCCAUCCUGGCGAUCGCAUUGCUGAUCCUGUUCCUGCUCCUGGCCCUGGCACUGCUUUGGUGGUUCUGGCCCCUCUGCUGUACCGUGAUAAUCAAGGAGGUCCCUCCCCCACCUGCCGAGGAGAGUGAGGAAGAAGAUGAUGAUGGUCUACCUAAGAAGAAAUGGCCCACAGUAGAUGCCUCUUACUAUGGCGGGCGAGGUGUUGGUGGCAUUAAAAGGAUGGAGGUUCGUUGGGGAGAAAAGGGCUCCACAGAAGAAGGUGCUAAGUUGGAAAAGGCAAAGAAUGCAAGAGUGAAGAUGCCUGAGCAAGAGUACGAAUUCCCUGAGCCUCGGAAUCUCAACAAUAACAUGCGUCGGCCCUCUUCUCCCCGGAAGUGGUACUCUCCCAUCAAGGGAAAACUCGAUGCCUUGUGGGUCCUACUAAGGAAGGGAUAUGAUCGUGUGUCCGUGAUGCGUCCGCAGCCAGGAGACACGGGGCGCUGCAUCAACUUCACCAGAGUCAAGAACAACCAGCCGGUCAAGUACCCCCUCAACAAUGCCUACCACAACACCUCACCACCUCCUGCCCCUAUCUACACUCCCCCACCCCCUGCUCCGCACUGUCCUCCCCCACCUCCCAGUGCCCCAACCCCUCCCAUCCCAUCCCCACCUUCUAACCUUCCCCCUCCUCCCCAGGCUCCACCUCCCAACAGGGCCCCACCCCCUUCCCGCCCCCCUCCAAGACCUUCUGUCUAAACCCAAGCCCUGGGCUCUAGGCUCUCUCAGAAACUUUGGGGAGGAGGGGCCUUGGUGGCCUUAGAACAGUCUUUCCAGGUGGAGGUGAAGAGUGGUGACAAAGCCCACUGAAUUCACACACUUUUUAAAUCGGUUGACAAUGUCAGUACACCAGCAAUGGUGAUCAGCGGAAAGCAACGAAAUUUUGAAUCGCCUGCGAGCAAAUGAUGAGGCAAAUACAGUCACAUUUAUAGCCAGUCAGCCAUCACCUCUAGAAGGUUCCAGAGACCAUGAAACUGCCAAAUGCUCCAGAAGGGAUUGUGUCUCACAGAGACCUGGAAACAAAAACCUUUUUCAGAGGGGGAAAUGGAGGAGUUGGGUAAGAAAUAGCACUGUUGGGUUUCUAAACGCAGCCUUGCUUCCUCUGCUCCAUCUCCUUCACCAAGGAAUCCUCGCACCAUCCCACCCCCCCCUCCAACCUCGUGCCACCCCAGAAGGUGGAAACUUGGGCCUUCAACUUUGGGAAAGCUUGAGGAGUCUAGUGUGGCAAGAAACUCAGCAUCACAUGGGAACCCAGGAGGGUGGGCUCCUGUGACCUGCAGAUACAUUAACUCACACGCCUUGUUGUGCUUCCGCUCUCUCCCCGUUUCCACACCAGGAGGGGAGCAGGUGUUUACAGAUGGAAAAGGUAUGUUGCUAUGUUGAUGUGCAAGUGCAAGCUGUUGUGUGCCAUGACAGGAGAGUAUUGAAGGGUGCAUCAGACAGUCCCUCAAACCCACAGGCCAGCAGGAGCUAGAGCUAGAGGUUGUUGGCUCUGGCCAGACAUGGUCCCCCAAAUCAAUGGACAGUGGCAUUUGUUAAAGCACAACUUGUUCAUGAUUUAUGUUAAAAACCAAGGUUUGUUUUCUGGAGACAAACUUGAGUUGAUCAUUAGUUAACAUGGUACCACUGAUUUUUUUUCUUUCUUGAUGAAGUUGUGCACCAGCAACUUCUAAAUAGCAUUGAGACACAGCAUAAUAAUCCAAGUAUCCCCAGGUUCUUUAAUUAACCUCAAAAGAAGCAUUUGUGUGGAUGCAACUGUAUUUCUCCUUUGCUUUCCAACUUGCAGAUAGCAUUAGCUGUUAACUCAAAGGAGAUACCACAAUAUGCACAACACAGAAAUGCUCUGAAAUUCCUACCUUGCUAGGACCACACCCAUUUCUUAAGUGUCCCUGUGAGUCUAUUGAGUUAAUAAGCCCUGAAAUCACUCGCUACACAUUGAGCUUCAUCACCAGAGGUCCUUGUUCAGGGCUCCUACACCAACUUGUUCAAAAGCAUCUGCCCUACAGCAUUCCACAGGUCCUAAAGCUCUUGUCCCAAACCUCUCACAUUCUACGUCUUGUGGGAACAAAAUAGAAUAUAAAGGCCAAACUUAGUGCUUUGGGCUAUGGCCUCAGAAGAUCCCUCCGGACUAUAUCAAACCAUCUCAUUCAUGGGAUAUGAGUGUCUGGGGUGCAUGCCCACGGCAGACACAGCAAUCUGUCACAGCACUAAUUCUUCUAGAUCCUUCUCAGCUCACGACUGCCUAUUCAUUGCAACUGAGAGAGAUGGGUCCUAUUUUCCAUCCCUACCAUACAAAACAAAAGUAAACCAUUGGCAAGGGGUAGUGGGGAAGCUCAAGGUCAUAAAGCAACACUUCCCCACCUAUACAUUAUACCCUACCCUCCCACGGUCCCUUCGAAGAAUCCUCUGGCCUUCCAAUAGCACAAAAAUUGGAGAUGGUUUCCAGGGCUUUGGAAAGCAACUUGCUCCCCUUCAUCCAGCCCUACUGCAUUGUCUAUUUUUAGAGCACUAGGUUGCAUCUUUAGUGUAACCCCCUUGUGGAGCAGGGGCCAGAGUGUCUCACCCACGGGUGGGGACAUUACUGGGCCCCAGAAAACCAUUCCAUAGGAGAAUGAGUUCCUCAGGCUCACAGUGUAGAGAUGUUGAGCCCAUGGCCACUGUUUUGACUGCUGGCAGUCCAAAACAGUCCUCCCCGUGCCACAGCCGGCCACAUGACUGGGCAGCCCACAGAACACCCAAGCCAAGACCCUGACAUGGCUCUGCACCCAGGUGGGUGAGCAGCAUGCAACAGUCCCAGCCUCAACAGCCCUGUGCAGUUUCCAAGAUUCUGUGCUGGCAAUGUGUUUUGAUUAACUAGGGAACUGCAACUAUUCGGGAAUGAUGCUCUUUAAAAGGAUUAGCAGGGUCUGUCCUUAAAACUGACUUAUCAUGUCACUCCUAGUCAUGCAGAGCCCUAAAAAGGAGAAGCUUCUCCACAUUGGAUGAGCAUGGCCAUGUUUUUAGAGCAGGCUAAAGACAGGCAGAAAAAUUCUCUGGCUGGUUCACAAAAUCCAUCAGUGUUUGUGUCAUCCCCUGUAAAAGGCAGGAAAUAUACGGUUGUGACCAGAAAACUGCACGAAGUUCAAUUUUCAACCCCUGUGUUAUUGUCCUUAUAAAGUUGUUUUUUAAUAAAAGUCAACUUUUCGUUGUACAUAUUCGUAUUCCAUGUGUUAGAUGGAAACAUUUCUUAUCCAGUGUGAAUAAAAAGAAAAGUUGUAGUAAAUUAUUAUAAAGCCAGUGAUAUUUCAUGGCAGGUUAUUCUACCAAGCUGUGCUUGUUGGUCCUUUCCAUGACUGUAUUGCUUUUCUAAAUGUACAAAUAGUUACUGGGACGACGAGACCCUUGUUUGCACAGCAUUAACGAGAACUUUGAUCAGCAUGGAGGCAGUCCCCUCUCUUGACAGCCAGUUCACCGCUUCUUACCUGGAGCUUGGUACUCACUCCUGCAAAGAUACAUGGUCCCUCCUUUGCCAAGGUCAAGAACAGAACUGGUGCAUAUGGUCACUCACAGUCUUGGAUACCUGGCCAUGGGGGGUAUCAAGCAAAUACUGAUAUUUCAUCAUGAUAAUAUGUUAUGUUUGAUGUCAUAUGCACUACAAUCAAAUACUGUGUCAGAAGGGGAAAAGUAAAUCAUGAAAAAACUGGAGAAAUUCACAAGAGAAUGAGCAACAGCUUCAGCCCAGUACCAACUCAUUUAAAAAAUAAAGUAAUGCUGUGUAAAAUGGGUUGAAUUAAUUCAUGAACUAUGUAAAGAUAUAUGCCAUGAAAAGCCUGUCAAUACACAACGAUGGGAAUGGGAUAUUCUAGUCAACUGCCUUUUCUACUUGUCUGAGCUCUACUAUAUUAUCAUACUUGGGUAACCAAUUUUUUAAAAAUUAGAAUACAAUUUUUGAAUACACUUAACGUGAAACUCUUCCUUUAACUCUUUUCUUCUGUCUGGAAAAAAUCUGUGAUAGUCACGGCUCUCUGGUGUCUCUGAAUGGUUGUCCUGAGGGAAGAGUUGUCACUGUGCCAUGCUGUAGGAGACUAGGCUGAACCUGUACAGUGGAAAACCCUGGAAGUUGCUUUUUUUAAAAAAAUAAUAAUAAUAAUAAAUUUCUAAAAUCAACUAUUUGGCUGGUCA
Ochotona princeps (American pika) is the source of this 5528-nucleotide messenger RNA. RefSeq names its product ANTXR cell adhesion molecule 1 (gene ANTXR1). Gene Ontology annotation, cellular component: membrane. Bases 372 to 2066 code for a protein of 564 amino acids. NCBI's taxonomy places the organism in Eukaryota, Metazoa, Chordata, Mammalia, Lagomorpha, Ochotonidae. Gene Ontology annotation, molecular function: signaling receptor activity. The record is from RefSeq and is a predicted model, not a curated record. The transcript has 18 exons.